Messenger RNA from Mauremys reevesii (Reeves's turtle), 5421 nucleotides. RefSeq names its product membrane associated guanylate kinase, WW and PDZ domain containing 1 (gene MAGI1). Gene Ontology annotation, biological process: signal transduction. The transcript has 22 exons. NCBI's taxonomy places the organism in Eukaryota, Metazoa, Chordata, Testudines, Geoemydidae. Gene Ontology annotation, cellular component: cytoplasm. Gene Ontology annotation, molecular function: protein binding. The record is from RefSeq and is a predicted model, not a curated record. The coding region runs from base 1 to 3651 and encodes 1216 amino acids.
AUGUCCAAAGUGAUCCAGAAGAAGAACCACUGGAGCAGCCGGGUGCACCAGUGCUCGGCCCGGCGGGCGGGCGGCGGCCGGCCGGGGCUGCCCCUGCUCGGGGGCGCGGAGCACGGGCAGUUCCCCUACGUGGGGGCGGAGGAGGAGGAGGGGGGCGGCCCGCCGGUGCUGGCCGGGGGCGAGGAAGGGGGACUCAGCCCCGGGGAGCUGCUGCUGGAGGUGCAGGGGGUCCGCGUGUCCGGCUUGCCCCGCUACGACGUGCUGGAAGUGAUCCGGAGCUGCACGGAGCCCAUCGCGGUCAAAGCCGUCAGACCAGGAAGUAGACUGAACAAAGAUCUGAGGCAUUAUCUCAACCAGAGGUUUCAGAAAGGAUCUCCAGAUCACGAGCUGCAGCAGACAAUUAGAGAUAACCUUUAUCGCCAUGCUGUGCCUUGCACAACCCGUCCUCCACGAGAAGGAGAAGUGCCUGGUGUGGACUAUAACUUUCUGACUGUGCAGGAGUUUCUGGACCUUGAGCAGAGUGGAACUCUUCUUGAAGUAGGAACAUAUGAAGGUAACUAUUAUGGAACACCCAAGCCUCCCAGCCAGCCCGUCAGUGGGAAAGUGAUUACCACUGAUGCUUUGCAAAACCUUCAGUCCAACUUCAAGCAGUCGACUCCAAAACGAACCAAGUCUUAUAAUGAUAUGCAAAAUGCUGGCAUAGUGCAUACGGAGAAUGAGGAUGAGGAUGACGUCCCUGAAAUGAACAGUAGCUUUACAGCAGAUUCUGGUGACCAAGACGAGCACAAUAUACAUAGUAUAAGAGAAACAGCGCCACCUCCUGUGAAUAAUAGCAUCACCGCCGUUCCCACCACGGAACCAUCUCAGAAGCUCCCUCAAUACCUACCUCCUUCUGCAGAGGAAAACCUAGGUCCUCUACCUGAAAACUGGGAGAUGGCCUAUACUGAGAAUGGAGAAGUCUAUUUUAUAGACCAUAAUACUAAAACAACAUCUUGGCUAGACCCACGGUGCCUGAACAAACAGCAGAAGCCACUAGAAGAAUGUGAAGAUGAUGAAGGGGUACACACGGAGGAACUGGACAGUGAACUAGAAUUGCCUGCUGGUUGGGAAAAGAUUGAGGAUCCUGUAUAUGGAGUCUACUAUGUAGACCACAUUAACAGGAAGACACAAUAUGAGAAUCCAGUUCUGGAAGCAAAACGGAAAAAACAGCUUGAGCAGCAGCAACAACAACCAGAAGAAUGGACAGAAGAGCAUCCAUCUCUUGGUCCACCGGCUGUUCCAAACCAUGCUCCAAACACCCAAGAACCAGUUCGAGAAGCACCAGUACAAGGAAAACCAUUUUUCACGCGAAACCCUUCAGAGUUGAAAGGGAAGUUCAUCCACACCAAGCUGAGGAAAAGCAGCAGGGGGUUCGGCUUCACUGUGGUCGGAGGGGACGAACCAGAUGAAUUUCUCCAAAUCAAGAGUUUGGUGCUUGAUGGCCCUGCUGCCCUGGAUGGCAAAAUGGAGACAGGAGAUGUUAUAGUCAGCGUGAAUGAUACCUGUGUGCUGGGACAUACACAUGCUCAAGUUGUAAAAAUCUUCCAGUCCAUUCCCAUCGGUGCCAGUGUGGACCUUGAACUGUGUCGAGGUUACCCUCUGCCCUUUGACCCCGAUGACCCCAACACAAGCCUGGUGACGUCUGUGGCAAUUCUAGAUAAAGAACCGAUCAUUGUGAACGGGCAGGAAAAUUAUGAUUCUCCAGCAAGCCACAGUAGUAAAACGGGGAAAGUAAAUGGCUUGAAGGAGCAACGGCCAAGUAGUCCAGCUGAAGUCUCUUCAAAUGGAUCCCAUGGUUACCCCAACGAUACUGUCUCUUUGGCUUCUUCUAUAGCAACACAGCCUGAACUCAUAACUGUACAUAUAGUGAAAGGGCCCAUGGGCUUUGGUUUUACUAUAGCAGACAGUCCUGGUGGUGGGGGCCAAAGAGUGAAACAAAUUGUAGACAGCCCCAGGUGCCGAGGCCUAAAAGAAGGGGAUCUUAUCGUUGAAGUGAAUAAGAAGAAUGUGCAAAACCUCACUCACAACCAAGUCGUGGAUAUGCUGAUUGAAUGUCCUAAAGGAAGCGAAGUCACAUUACUUGUGCAACGAGGAGGAUUGCCAGUCCCAAAGAAGAGCCCAAAGUCGCAACCACUUGAAAGGAAAGACAGCCAAAACAGUUCCCAGCAUAGCGCCUCUAGCCACCGCAGCACGCACACGGCUUCACCCAUCCAUACCACUCAGGUGCUUCCCGACUACCCUGCCACUGAAGCACCAGCUGUGGAGCAGCCGGACAACUCUGGACAGAAGAAGCCGGAUCCAUUCAAAAUCUGGGCCCAGUCCAGGAGCAUGUAUGAAAGCCGACUUCCAGAUUAUCAAGAACAGGAUAUCUUUCUAUGGCGAAAGGAAACGGGCUUUGGGUUUAGGAUUCUAGGUGGAAAUGAGCCUGGAGAACCUAUUUACAUUGGUCACAUUGUACCAGUAGGCGCUGCUGAUGCCGAUGGUCGUCUGAGAUCUGGAGAUGAACUGAUCUGUGUGGACGGAACACCUGUUGUCGGAAAAUCUCACCAGCUUGUAGUCCAGCUUAUGCAACAGGCUGCCAAGCAAGGUCAUGUCAAUCUAACUGUAAGGCGCAAAGUGGUAUACACAGUUCCAAAAGCAGAGAACGAAGUCCCUUCUCCAGCCUCUUCACACCACAGCAGUAACCAGCCAGCUUCCCUGACGGAGGAAAAGCGGACCCCGCAGGGAAGCCAGAACUCCUUAAACACUGUGAGCUCGGGCAGCGGCAGCACCAGCGGCAUUGGCAGUGGCGGGGGCGGGGGAAGCGGCGUGGUCAGCACAGUGGUGCAGCCGUACGACGUCGAAAUCCGCCGGGGAGAAAAUGAAGGCUUUGGCUUUGUGAUUGUGUCCUCAGUUAGCAGGCCCGAGGCAGGGACAACUUUUGCAGGAAAUGCAUGUGUGGGCAUGCCUCACAAAAUAGGUCGGAUAAUUGAGGGGAGCCCCGCAGACCGCUGUGGCAAGCUGAAAGUAGGAGACCGGAUCUUGGCUGUUAAUGGAUGUUCCAUCACCAACAAGUCGCAUUCAGAUAUCGUCAACUUAAUUAAAGAAGCAGGAAACACUGUUACUCUGCGCAUCAUUCCAGGGGAUGAAUCCUCCAAUGCUACUUUACUGACCAACGCUGAAAAAAUUGCUACGAUUACAACCACACAUACUCCUCAGCAGAUACUCCAGGAGCCCAGGAACAACACAAAACCAAAGCAGGAAUCCCAGUUUGAUUUCAAACCGCCUCAGGCAGCACAGGACCAAGAUUUUUACACUGUUGAACUGGAAAGAGGAGCCAAAGGAUUUGGCUUUAGCCUGCGAGGUGGCCGAGAGUAUAAUAUGGAUCUCUAUGUGUUGCGGUUAGCUGAGGAUGGUCCAGCUGAGAGGUGUGGAAAGAUGAGGAUUGGCGAUGAAAUUCUAGAGAUCAAUGGGGAAACCACAAAGAACAUGAAGCAUGCUCGGGCCAUAGAACUGAUUAAAAAUGGUGGCCGCAGAGUCCGCUUGUUUCUGAAACGUGGAGAUGGCUCUGUACCAGAAUAUGGUGGGUCAAACUAUGAAAACAUUCCUUUCUUUCCUGGCAUCACUCCAUGAAUGAUUUGUCUCAAGAUCUGAAGCAGGGAUGCUUUUUAUUUUCCUUUCUCACCAGUGUCUUGCCAACCUUUGCAACAUAUGGUUAAUUGCCUCGCUUGUGCUGAAUUUUCUACACAUUUCAUCCUUUGCUUGCUUCCAUGGACUUGGGCACAGUGUAAGGCAAGAUCAUCAAAGCAGUAUUUUUGGUGAUCAGAGACAAAAAACAAAAACCUUAUUGUCUUGUCCAACCAAACAAGGAGUUUUACUGAGCUGUGCCAAACUGUUUCUCAGCAGUUGAAUUGUUAUCUCAAAAUAACUCUCUUCCUCUAAUCAAUACCAAAAAAAAAAAAAAAAAGGGAAUUUUGAAUCCAUAGUUUAUUGUUAGGCUUUUUCCUUAGUUUUUCUGUAUCCUUGGGCAUGAAUGCAAGAAAGCUAAUGGGUUUUGCCUUCAGCUAAUAUGUAAAUAUUUAUAAAGUUAUUUCAAAAUGUUUAUGCAAAAAUAGAUGAAUUUGGCCCUUACAGGUCCUUUUUCCCCCUUAAAAUAUCUGUUGGUAUCAAGUCAUUAAUUUGUAAAUUCUGAAAAGAUUAGGAGGUUAUGAAAAGGUUUCUAGAAUCUGUCUUGAGGGAAAGGUGCUACUUUUCCUUUUCUGCUGAGGUUUGCAGUAGAAGUCCUUUUCUACACCUGUCUGUUGUAGCUGAUUAGUGAGAGUAGUGAGUGGCUUAGCAUAGUGUUCUAUUUAAUAUUAUUAUUAUGCCUUAUUUAUUUGAGAUAAUUGUGGAAAACUAUGCCCUCAAUGUAGGGCUACUCCCAACCAAAGUUCUUUGAAGUUUCUAUAGAAACUGAUGUUUGAAGGGAUGUCCUUUAUACUUUUUCCCCCCUUAUCUGGGAUUUUGUUGUGUCAGUAAGUUCUAAGUCUUUCACUCCAUUACCUAAAAACAAAACAAAAAACAACAUUCCGCACAAUUCAUGAACUAGUUUUUUUAAUUUACUGUACCAUGUUCAAGAGUUUCCACUAUCUGCUCAUAAAUCAGAAUUGAACCUAAAUGUCUGACCAAAUCAGAAUAUAGAUUUCAAACAAGAAAGGAAAUUGUCGGUUUACACGUUUGUAAUAUAAACCGCCCACCAGAAGGUUGAACAAUAGUGCUGAAAUUAUGUAAUGUUUUUUCUACUUUUGUCUUUUCCUACUCCUUUCAAUGUACAGUACUGUAUCAUAUGCUAGACGUAGUAAAUGUCCUGUAAAUUGCGUGCUUCACUUCUUAAAGCAUAUGUCUGCUGCACUGAGGAUGAAAAUCCAAUACUAGUUUUCUUUUGGCUAAUAAUACAUUAAACUGCUAAAUAUAUAGUUUUCAAGCAAGUAUUUAACAUGCAGGGGCUGCACUUGUUAUAAAUAAAUAAAUACAUAUAUAUAUAUAUAUAUAUAUAUAUUUACACGCAUACACAUUUGUAACAUUUUGGGCUUAAUUUCGUCAGUCGCAAGUGGUUACUUGGAUAAUGUGAAGUUCCAGUAUUUUUCAGAAUUGGUUGGAAAGUGCUCCUAUCUGAGGCUGUAUAUUUUUGUAAUGAGUUUUGUACUUAUUUUUAAUGUUGUGGUCUUUGGUGGACUUUAUUUUUUUGUUGUUGUUUGAUUGUUAAUGGUUUUUCUAUGACAUUCUGUGUCGCUGUUCCGACUGUCUUUUAAAAUGGAUGCAUCCGUUGUCUGGGUUACUGAAUCACCUUUUAGAUGUCUAAUUAUGUCACUAUAAUAACAACUGUCAUCUUUGCAGCCUUACUCUUGGGUGAUGCCUAGACAA